AUGGGUGACGAUGCAAGCGCUGCGAAGCUCGUGAAGCUUCACUUCGUAUUCACUUGGGUCUUGGCGGUCAUUGUUGCCUUGAACUGGUGCUAUGUCUUCAAGCUUGCGCUGCCUCAGUACUCGGAGUCCAUUUUGGGAUGGAGCAUCUACACACUGGUGGUGACUGCGCUCAUGCCACUGAUUCGCCACAAGCUCCAGGGGCACCGCUUUUGGAGCCGCCCGUUCCGAAUGACUCGGCUUCUCCUUAUGAGCAUGACAGGGAUGGUGGUGGGCACGAGCUGGUCCGGUCUGGUCGCUCUCCUCUUCCCACACAUCUCAGACUUUCAUUCUCCUGGUCCGACCGGCAUUGCAGCGGCCGUCGCCAUCACCUUCCUGUUUGUCGUAGGCCAGACCAUCUUGGAGAAGCAAAUACAGGAGAUGCCAGAUCCUCAAACUCCGGAGAACACCUACGGCGGCGCUGUCAGAAGCGUGCUGCUGAACUCCUUGUGGUCUACGCUUGGCUACUUUUGGAACUCGGUCUGGAACCGCUUUCUCACCAAGAUGCAACGGCCCUCCCGGCCCCGGCCAAGAGGGCCAGCGACCGAGCUGCUAGGCAACACGACCUUUCGGUCAUUGGCCUAUGCAGCCAGGGACGGCCCGCUUCACAGAUUCAAGACCUUGCAGGACGAGAUGAAUGGUCGGCCCGAGGACAUGGACUCUACUGGGCCAGGCUACAGACCGAUCCUAGUGAAAGCCGUUCUGACACUUCUGGCAGGCAUUCUCUUCCUGUGUUGCUUGCCAGAGCCAAGCGAGCGAUAUGGCUCACAUCGUCGGCGGGCUCUGAUCGCCAUGAAGAUGAUGGCAAUCAUCAUCACGAGUUAUGCUGUGACCGAUGCUGGGUUCUACUUCGGCACAAAGCUGGUUGCCGAUCUGACAGGGAGCCCGGCUGUGGGGCUGGCGGUUUCUUUUCUCUACGCGGGCCUCCUGACCUGCGUUGUGACAUACCUCGCUGACAGAUCAACAUGGCAUCCGGAGCGGGUUUUUCCGAACCGACUGCAGACGCUUGGUGCCUGGCUUGUUUGCUAUGCUUGGUGGUACAGUUGGCAGGAGGUGCUGUACCAGAUUCAAGGCUUUGGAUUAUGGCAGUUGGGGAUGGAUAGCGUCCUGGAGCAAAGCCUGCAAGUGGCAAUCGCCAUUAGCGGCGCGCUUUGCUUUGCGCUUCUGUUGUCGCUGGCAUUGGUCAGUGCGGUUCAGUUGGGGUGUUUCGCGCUACCUCAGAUUGCAGCAGUGUUGCCGCAGCUGAAGCAAGCAAGCAUUAGAAACUGCAACUUUCCAGAGUUUUCUGCAUGCCUCGGCUUGCCGGUGGACGAACGUCUUCAUGGAAUUCAGCUGGGCUCAGACCAACCUGCCAGUGCCGACGCAGAUUGA
This is a messenger RNA of Symbiodinium necroappetens, 1407 nucleotides long. The record is from the annotation of a GenBank genome assembly. NCBI's taxonomy places the organism in Eukaryota, Dinophyceae, Suessiales, Symbiodiniaceae.